UUCCAAGUUCUCUUUACUAUUAUAUGUUACAGUGGACCACUAAAAAUUUCAUUUUAACCUACUUUUUCACAUUAAUAUCCACUCAUGAGUACCUACCAAUAAACCGAAUACCCGAAUGGAAGUCCAAAAUUAACGGUAACAUUGGACCAUCGUUCGGUCAGCCUGAACAGAUCCACUUGGCUUAUGGAGGGGAUCCUACUAGUUAUUCGAUUACUUGGAUGACCUAUGAUGAUACUUUAAAAUCAAUUGUGGAGUACGGUACUGAUAUCAGUGAUUUGGAGCACUCCGUGGAAGGAAGGUGUGCUGUGUUUUUAGAUGGACAAAAGCAUAGUGUCUGGAGAUAUAUUCAUCGGGUUAAUUUGACCGGUUUAGUGCCUGGCACUCGAUAUUUUUAUCAUGUUGGCUCUGACCAUGGCUGGAGCCCAAUAUUCUUUUUCACAGCUCUAAAAGAGCGUGAGGACGGUGGAUUUAUUUACGCAGUCUAUGGAGAUCUGGGGGUCGAGAACGGGCGAUCUCUGGGACAUAUUCAGAAAAUGGCACAAAAAGGGCAACUCGAUAUGGUUUUACACGUUGGAGAUUUCGCGUACAACAUGGACGAGUCGAAUGGAGAGACUGGCGAUGAGUUCUUCCGUCAAAUUGAACCAGUUGCAGGGUAUAUUCCGUAUAUGGCGACUGUGGGGAAUCAUGAGUAUUACAAUAAUUUCACGCAUUAUGUAAAUCGGUUCACUAUGCCCAAUUCGGAGCACAAUUUGUUUUAUAGCUAUGACGUUGGCCCAGUGCACUUUGUUGUAUUCUCCACCGAAUUCUACUUCUACACACAAUGGGGAUACCAUCAAAUGGAAAAUCAGUACAAUUGGUUGAUCAAUGACUUGAAGAAAGCCAACUCCAAUCGCCACAAUAUCCCAUGGAUCAUAACCAUGGGCCAUCGACCCAUGUAUUGUUCGGAUUUCGACGGCGAUGAUUGUACGAAAUAUGAAUCUGUGAUUCGAACGGGCCUUCCAUUGACUCAUGGAUACGCGCUGGAAAAGUUGUUCUACGAAUAUGGCGUCGAUGUGGAGCUAUGGGCACACGAGCACAGUUACGAGAGGCUAUGGCCGGUGUACAAUCGAACUGUGUAUAAUGGGACACGGCAUCCAUAUGUGGAUCCGCCGGCGCCUGUACACAUUAUCACGGGAUCGGCGGGUUGCCGAGAAAACACGGACGUCUUCGUUGAGCAUCCGCCUCCAUGGAGUGCCGUAAGAUCCACUGAUUAUGGUUUUGGAGUGAUGAGGGUUUACAACUCGACCCACUUGAACUUCAAGCAGAUAAAUGUAGCGCAGGAAGGCAAAAUAGACGACGACUUCUGGGUUGUAAAGUCAUCGCCGAAGCACCAUAGGCCGUUCAAGCAUCGUGAUUUGAAACGUCUUAGAACUUAUGGAACCCAUAUUCCAAAACAUCAUUGUCAUCACAAAUCACAUUGUGAUAAGACGAGAAGACGGAGAAAACAUUCAAGGCAUUCCCAUGUGGAAAUUUGAAAUUUGCCUGUUCAACUGAUGUUUUUUUUUUGUAAAAAUGGAAUAAACAUUGUGAUU
Messenger RNA from Caenorhabditis elegans, 1571 nucleotides. RefSeq names its product Purple acid phosphatase (gene F21A3.11). Lineage: Eukaryota; Metazoa; Nematoda; Chromadorea; Rhabditida; Rhabditidae. The record is from RefSeq and is marked reviewed. Gene Ontology annotation, molecular function: hydrolase activity; metal ion binding; acid phosphatase activity. Bases 24 to 1514 code for a protein of 496 amino acids. The transcript is spliced from 8 exons.